Messenger RNA from Trichobilharzia szidati, 1193 nucleotides. Lineage: Eukaryota; Metazoa; Platyhelminthes; Trematoda; Strigeidida; Schistosomatidae. The record is from the annotation of a GenBank genome assembly.
AUGCAAAGGACUCGUGGUGAUACUCUCGUCUCUGCUACCCUACUGGUGUGUGCACAUCGUAUUCACGAAGCAAUUGAAUUACUGUUAAGUUAUGACAAAGUUGAAGAAGCUUUAAUUCUGGCUCAUUUACGUUUAGAAUCAUCAUCAUCAUCAUCAUCAGAAGUUGUAAUAUACACAGAAAAGUGUAUAAAACGGUUAACCGAUCAUCGUUCAAGUUCAGUUGAAAAGUCAUUCUUUCCAAUUCUAUUGAAUAUUGGAAAUAAACAAUGGAUAAAUGCUACGAAUAUUAUGGUACAUCGUGAAGUAGAAAUUUCUAAAAUACGACGUGGUAAAGAGAUUGAACAACUUGGCUGGUGUUGGAUUGGUAUUAAUCUUCUUCUUCUAAAUGCAUCAUCAUCACCACCUUCAAAUGAUAAUGACUAUUUGUCAAAUGAAUGUCUGUGUUUAUCAUCAAUGUGCUUAACAGUUAGUUUUCGGCUGUUUCUUGAUCGUUGGUAUGAAGCAUUUUCACGCCUUCUUUCGUCAUCAUCAGAAACUACACCCUGUCCGGGUGUAAUAUGCAGUUUAAUGUUAUUAAAUAUCGGUCAGAUUAUAUAUUUCUAUAUGGCUAGUUAUCAGGAAGAGAAAGAGAAGGAAGAGGAGGCGGCGGCGCUGGUGGUGAAUGGUGAAGAAAAAGAGGGGACGGUCGUCUAUGAAUGUCUUAAAAAUGAUUGGAUGAAAAGCAUAACUAGUGAUUGUUUAACAUACUUCAGCCAGUUGAUUGCAGAUCGUCAACCCUCUUCACUAUGGGAAGUUUGUUUAACUCAUUUCUGUAUAGAUUUUCUAUUAUUCUAUUUAAUACACAAUCUAAAACAAGCAAUAAAGGUUAAUAAAGCAGGAUUUAAUGAAUUCAUCAAAUUUCGGUAGAACUCGUCAGCUGAAUACUCUACAUACACGGAUAUAUACUUUUGAAGUUACAUUGGGAGAUAUAGGACUGAAUACUUUACAUACACGGAUAUAUAUAGUUUUGAAAUUACAUUGGGAGAUAUAGGACUGAUAAGUAAAUAAACUACAUUGAAUUAGUCAUGCAGAAAGACAGGUGCGAAUGUUUUUCCAGGUCAUGUGCAAUUAGAUAAGGGGAGAGAGAGUAUGGGAGAUCAAAAUUAAGAUAAAUUGCAUUACGCUUCAAUUACAUCACUUAGGUAAACAAUUAG